Aspergillus welwitschiae is the source of this 224-nucleotide messenger RNA. RefSeq lists its product as uncharacterized. Lineage: Eukaryota; Fungi; Ascomycota; Eurotiomycetes; Eurotiales; Aspergillaceae. Bases 43 to 204 code for a protein of 53 amino acids. The transcript has a single exon. The record is from RefSeq and is a predicted model, not a curated record.
UGGGUGCGUCUACUAAGCUUUCAUUGUGCCUCCGGGAGGGCUAUGCUUAAUUAUUUGCUCCCAUUCCUGGAUUUACCAGCCGAGGCGGCUUUCCUUUCAGCUGUAGGAACGGGUGUUUUUUUCUUGGUUUGGGUCUACCCAGGAACCCUUGGGACUCGGUGUGUCCUUUUUUACCCCCUCCGUUUUGACUCCCAGGUACCCUAGGACAGACAGGCUAGAUGGGG